Molecule: messenger RNA, 687 nt
Organism: Galendromus occidentalis (western predatory mite)
Lineage: Eukaryota; Metazoa; Arthropoda; Arachnida; Mesostigmata; Phytoseiidae
Exons: 2
Coding region: 1-687 (228 amino acids)
Source: RefSeq, a predicted model, not a curated record
AUGGAGCUUCUCGGCGCUAUGCUCGAUCCCGAGAUCAAGAGCAUAUCGAGUAUCAAGACCGAAAAUCCAGAAGGGAAUGCAGCGAAACUUCUGCUCGAUGCAAUCCACGAGUACACCGAAGUGACAGGAGCCGACGACGAGAUAACCAUUGUACCCGACUCUCCUGCUAAAAAACAAAAGUCUUCGCUAAUCACGAAGUACAUGACGUGUCCCUGUCCGACCGACAUCGUGUCCGAUGAAGUCGCUCGCCUACACACCGCGGACCUCGAAAAACAGCUCCUGGAAACGGGACUGGGGUUCAGAUUUGCGAAAAAGGGCAAUUUCUGGGAUGUAAAGGAGAACAAAUUCUUUUUAGUCCCCGGAAUACUCUUAGCCGACGACCUAUGUCUGAUGGCAAACAAGAUCGGCCAUAUGAGAGCUCUUCUGGAGAUAACAUCCAAGUUUGGCGACAACCGGUCCAUCAAAUUCAAUCCCCAGAAGAGCGGAGUGAUAGUCUUCUCGCGACCGCCCUCAACACAUACGCACGAUCAGGGCCUCACGAUACACGGGAGGCAGAUCCCAGAAGUAGAAUUCUACAAAUAUCUGGGAAUCGAGUUAUCGGCCGAAAGGGACUACCUAUCACAACACUGGGAUGAGGUAACCAGGACGGCGAACAAGGCAAUCCGACGACUCAACGCGAGAACGUAA